Messenger RNA from Mizuhopecten yessoensis (Yesso scallop), 1947 nucleotides. Its product is annotated as F-box only protein 21-like. Bases 13 to 1833 code for a protein of 606 amino acids. The record is from RefSeq and is a predicted model, not a curated record. The transcript has 13 exons. Gene Ontology annotation, molecular function: DNA binding; protein binding. NCBI's taxonomy places the organism in Eukaryota, Metazoa, Mollusca, Bivalvia, Pectinida, Pectinidae.
UAAACAACAAAGAUGGCCGACACAGGCGGAGAGUCCUCACUGAACGUCGACUUUGAGAUUAAUUUUCUUGAUCUUCCUCAUGAAAUAAUAGAUUUAAUUUUGCAGAAUAAUAUUUUGACAGUUAAAGAUAUUUGCAGCAUUUCACAAACAUGCACAAACAUAAAUAAUGUCUGUCAAAGUAAGGAACUGUGGAGGCAGAAAAUGCAACAGAGGUGGCCCGGACUUGUACAACGCUACAGUAGGUCACAGUUGCAUGAUUGGUCGGUUGAAUUCCGAAAAUGUUAUGUGAUUGGACAAAAAGUGGGAAGUUUGGUGGAGAGUUUGUCCCCUACAUACUAUAGCUGUGAAGAGGUCUCAGAGGAAGGCUUUGAAAGUUUUAUACAGCUUUUAGAUGAGUGCAAUGCUGGAGAAAUCGUUCUGAACUCAUUAAUGGAAAUUUUUCAUGACCAACAAAGUCGAUGCAACCUAACAAAGAAGUUUUAUGCAGCCAAAGUUUUAAGAAAUAUUCAACACCAUUACCUGCAGAAAAAAUGGAAGGCCCACCUUGAGGACCAGCAGCCUUGUAAUCAGUGGCUGGAAACAGGUGCCAUCCUCUUGUCACAAUGGUGCCAGCCAACAGAAAACAUCAUUGAAAACGAUGUGUAUGACUCCCUUGACCAAAUGGCUACUCAAGUCAUUGCCAAGUGUCCUCAAAGUAUAGCCAGCAACUUCACAGAUGAUAAGCCAACGGGAGAAUGGAGCUCGGAACAAGAGCGGACAUUGUUGGAGACCUUAAACAGUGUUCUGUUCCACGAUCACAAAUUACGGGGCGACGAAAACAACUACUACGAUGAGCUCAAUUCCUAUAUCCAUAAGGUGUUGGAGAGAGGCCUCGGUAUCCCCAUCACGCUAGCCAUUGUGUAUGCUGCAGUUGCUAGGAGACUGGGUGUCACAUGUCAACUGAUUAACUUCCCCCAACAUCUGUUAAUCAAAUGGAAGGAGCACCCAAUGGCCUCACCAAAUCAGCAGUUCACAUAUAUAGAUGCCUUCCACCAGGGGAAAUUCUAUACUCAGGAAGAGUUACCUAGUGCCUUUGGAUUACCAGAAAAUGUGUUCCUUACCACAGAAGUGUUCUCAGGAAUAGACCCUGUAAAGGUGUACAAGAGGAUGUGUCGUAACCUGAUUGGUAUUGGCCGCCAGCAGAGCAAUGUUGGGAAUGGUUUACUUAGUCUGAGGAAUGCACUUGAUCUUGCCCUUAUCCUGUCUCCAAAUGAUGUAGAUAUGUUACUACUGAGUGUCCGUGUCAACCUUCACCUGGGUAUCAACCUAAGCUGGACAUCCCAUAUGCUGGAGAGGAUAGCAGAAUUGGACGUGUCCCAUGCUCCACUGAUAAAUUACCUGAGAAAUACAGUAGAGGAACAGGAACAGACGUACAAAGAGAAGAAAAACAAGGAGAUCAUUCCAAAGAUGAGAUCAGAUGAAACCAACAAAGAAGUGCUGUUCUCAGUAGGCCUGGUGAUGUGUCACAAAAGGUAUAACUACAUGUGUGUGAUAUAUGGCUGGGACCAUAAGUGUGAGGCUAGUAAGGAGUGGAUCAAUCAGAUGGGGGUACACACACUACCCAACAAACACCAACAGCCUUUUUACAAUGUCCUAGUGGAAGAUGGCUCCAGCAGAUAUGCUGCUCAAGAAAAUCUUGACAUCCCAGAGACAGUGUCAACAAUCCCUCACACAGAAGUUGGCAAAUACUUUGAGUGCUUUACAGGUACACACUACGUCAUGAACAAUGAAAAACGCCGUGAGUUUCCAGAGGACGAGGCAGUGACUGAGCGAAUCAUCUCCCAGGACAACUAGUGUCGAGACAUAUGGCAAUGUAAUAAUACUAUUUGUGGUGUCUUAUAUACCGCUUUAUCACAACCUAGUUCAUAAGUCGUCUCAAAGCUGUUCACAAAUCAUUAUCUGUGGUUA